Messenger RNA from Saxophila tyrrhenica, 759 nucleotides. RefSeq lists its product as uncharacterized. Bases 1 to 759 code for a protein of 252 amino acids. The record is from RefSeq and is a predicted model, not a curated record. Lineage: Eukaryota; Fungi; Ascomycota; Dothideomycetes; Mycosphaerellales; Extremaceae. The transcript is spliced from 2 exons.
AUGGCUCAAACCAACAUCUCGGGUGCUUCGUCCAGUUACAGAGCGGUUUCCGAAAUUGACAAGAACGAUGUGGUGCUCAGCCUCUACGAAGGUUGCAUAGAGAGGGUCGCGGGUGACCUUGUUGCGAGCCAAAGUGUCUGUGUGGCGCGGCUCCUGUCCCACAUGCUCCAAAGCAUCGCGACAGUCGCCGAAGAUUACCACUUGGUGACUGAGGCCAGAAAUAACGGUUCUAUCACUACUUCGGCUGCAAAUGCUCGCAGAGGCGUUCCCUCGGAGCAACGGGGCUCGCAAAGGCCCGAAGAACGGAUGGAAAUCCGUGCCACCGAUACUGGGAAGCCAAGCACUCACCUGAAAAACGGACAAGCGCAUGAAAUGAACGUUCGUCGGGACGACACUUCACUGUACAUUCACACGAAUGGCUCGCAUGCCGUCGCUGGAUUCGGUAGCGACCCCGAAACCUCGAGAGCCAAGAGGGACGAGGAGGGUGAUUUCGCAUUCACCAUUGUGCAAGGAGUCAAGAUUCAAGCACAAGGACUGGAGGGGAGCCGGCCGGACGGGUGUAUGCAAGACCUCAUUGCUUACGCAUACUCGAUCGCAUUUGCAAUCCAGGACUUCAAGUACAGUAACUCGUGGAGAUACGCAGUUUGCGACAAGGUGGGCAAAGAACUUUUCUAUGGGAGGAUCGUAGUAGAGAUCGACGCUUUCGACGCCAGCUUCGAGACUGUGGAGUCACCGGGCUGCCCACCAGCGUCUCAAUAG